Messenger RNA from Daphnia magna, 2632 nucleotides. RefSeq lists its product as uncharacterized. The record is from RefSeq and is a predicted model, not a curated record. NCBI's taxonomy places the organism in Eukaryota, Metazoa, Arthropoda, Branchiopoda, Diplostraca, Daphniidae. The transcript has 8 exons. Bases 1 to 2142 code for a protein of 713 amino acids.
AUGCUACAAGUCAUGGGGCAACCCCAGGAACCAGUGGUCAAAGUAAUCAAGCCCAAAUUUCACAAUCACAACCUAAUAGACUUUGCUCCGGAGCAUCUUCAUCAGAAACUGUCGGGUCGGAACCUUCUAACUUGCCUUCUAAUGAGAGCCAGGUUUUCAGUAACGGACAGCAGUAGUGAGUCGUACUCUGUCCAGAAAACGCAAUCAAAAGACUCAAGCUCAAGAAGAACAUUGCUUCAACGCUUGAACAUUCAAGCUAGCGUUCAAAUUAAAAAAAACCUGGUGGAUAUCGUUACGACAAGGAUAUUGGACUAUUACAUUUUGCCAUUUGCAGAACUAUUGAGAGAAAAUUAUCCUCGUUUCACAAAUCAGUACCCGAAGGAGAAACUGCCACCAGUCGUUUCCAUUGCGGAAGACGGAACAGCCAUCGUCGGACAGAGAGAAUACGAUAAAAGGACAAACAGAGUCAUUGGAUUUAGUCUUCCGCUGCGAUGCAAUGGAUUUCCCGAUUCGCUAGCUUCUUCUGUCAGGACCGCCGAGGAUAUUGUUAAUUUAUUCGAAAAAUAUGAACGUGCAGCUGUGGUUAUCACUGUUAUGGCGCAAACCAUGGAUGAGCAAAUCCCGGCUAUCCGGAUUGCUUCUUUCUGUUCAAACAACAGAUUUACGGCAGACGAUGUUAAGCACAGGGCUAAUUAUAUUGAAGCCGAACUAAACAAGUUGGGAAUCCGAAUGCUUACAUAUUCCGCAGACGGAGACAGUAGAGAAAUGAAAAUGAUGCGCCAAGUUUUGAAUUUAGGUGCGCUUCCCCCGUCUCUCACGACAAAAAAAGGCAGAAGCGCACAACAAAUAGCUGACGAAACGGGUUGGCUACUGAAACGACAAUGGGAUUUUUUCGCCGCCGAUGUAAUAAACAGUGCAGUGCCAGUACAAGACACAGUUCACAUAGGCGCAAAAUUUCGAACGCGGUUACUGAAAAGAGACCGAGCUACAUUUCUCACAAUAGGUAAAGGGAUUGCUUCGGUGUCUGACCUUGAACAACUCUUAACAGAAGUUACCAAAGGGCAGCACCACUUAAAAAAUGGUGAUCUAAAUUUGCACGACAAAAUGAAUUACGAUGCUGUAAGAAGACUGUGUGACCCUUGUGUCACUGAUAUUCUGUGCGACAAAGUAGCAGGUUCAGAAGUAACGUGCUUCUAUCUUAAGCUAAUGAGACUAAUAACAGCAAGUUAUUUGGAUAAAAGCUUAUCACCACUAGACAGAAUAUAUGGAAUAUGGUAUUCUUGUCUCGCUUUACGGUAUUGGCGACAUUGGCUUCAAGAAAACGGAUACAAACUAGAUAUUAAUUUCAUCACCCUCAACGCGUACAUGUGUGUUGAGAUAAAUGCCCACUCCUUAGUCCUCAUAUCAAGGAGACUAAGAGAGAAUGGAACUCCUCAUCUGUUUCGGCCGUGGCAUUUUGGGAGUCAGAGCUGCGAAUCUUUUUUUCGACUUGUCCGGUCGUUGACUUCAACAGAAUCGACCCAAGUAAAUUUAAGUGGAAAAGGUUUUUUCAGUCGUAGCGAGAGAGCGGAUGCCGCAAACCAACUUCUGGGAGAAGGAGAAAACGAUGGAGUUUAUUUCCCGAGGUUUACUCAUGCUUUUGAAGACCAGAGCCAAGACGAUGGCAAAAAUAUUUCUUUCAAUCUUCCUUCUCAUUUACCCUCCGAUGAGGAAAUCGAACGUAUAAUUCGCAAGGCCAUGGUAGAUGUUGACCAUCAGUUUCAAUUAUUAGGUGUGAAAAUGAGAGGAAAAAAGAAAUUUAUGUUCAAUCAAGAACUAGUUCAACGAAUCAAUGUGUCUCGAAAAGAUAAGGAACACCCUGCAGCAUUGAUUGAUAGCAACUUGCUGUUGGAGUUGGAUGACUCCGGUGCAGAAGAAACAGCGGUCGAGGAAAACGUCCAGCCAUGUCCUGACGCGGGUGAUGAAUAUGACAUAGAUGUACUGAAGUCUCUUGGAAUGGCCCAGCUAAGAGAUUUUUCUCAUUUGGUUUCUCGCCAGCUUGAGUCUAGCGCUUUUGCUAGUAUCAUUUGUAAUAAUGGAUCGCAAAUUGUCGUUAAAAAAGCGCGGUCGUGUGGUUUUGUGAAAAUUCAGUUCGGCGAUUAAGCAAUGAUCGCACUUUACGAGUCAUGCAGUUGGCAAAUUUUUCCGAAAGAAGAAAAUUAAAAAUAACUUCUGUUUCAACUCGAAAAGUUGUACAAAUUGGAGACUGGUGUCUUUUUCGGAAUUUGGAAGGGAAUGGUUUUUUUUUGGGGCGAGUUCUCUCUUUUGCAUACUUUAACAGCACUAAAAAAUCUAUUUCCAUGUUUGAAUGGAUAGUUGAUCAAAAAGACCAUGAGGUUGGGGUACUCUGCAUAUGGUAUAAACUAGAUAUAAAUCAAUCUAUAUUUUCGGGAAAAUUAAUCGAAGUACAUGUCCAUCAUGGUUUUCACCCUUGUGUUUCGUAUAUUUGUAGUUGUCCUUCUCCAACAUUUACGUUUGAUGCCCAAGGUUCAAAACAAUUGUUUUUUACCAAUGCAACAGUUAACCAACUAUCAAAUUUUCUCAAGGACAUGACAUUAUCAAGGGACUAAAUAAACUAUUCCGACUCACUACA